This is a messenger RNA of Fopius arisanus, 2392 nucleotides long. Its product is annotated as follistatin-A. Lineage: Eukaryota; Metazoa; Arthropoda; Insecta; Hymenoptera; Braconidae. The record is from RefSeq and is a predicted model, not a curated record. The coding region runs from base 106 to 1374 and encodes 422 amino acids. Gene Ontology annotation, molecular function: activin binding; protein binding. The transcript is spliced from 6 exons. Gene Ontology annotation, biological process: regulation of BMP signaling pathway; cell differentiation; multicellular organism development.
AGGGAGUGGAACAGUGAGUGCAACAGUUUAUUGAUAAGGGAGGUACUCUUGAUUGGGCCUAUUUUUAGGGGAGGGGAUUAUUAUUAUUAUUAUUAUUAUUGGCUGAUGAAAUGUGAAGUGCAGUUGAUGGACUCGUGGAGGAUUGUGUUAUCGUUUGUUAGCGUUAAUCAAGGAAGCGAGAGAGGAAGGCGCAAGGCGCCUGAAAUGACGGGCACGCGACGGGGUACUGCAUCACCCCAAUACAACAUCAUCCUCUUGACACCAAUCAUCGUACUACUUCUGCAAUUACACUGUGUUACAGGGGGAAUUUGCUGGUCUUCAAUUAGCAACGGUAAGUGCAAAGAGCUGAUGAACCAGGGUGUCACGAGGCAGGAGUGUUGCGCAUCAAACGCAGCAGCUGCGACUGCUUAUUCCGACGAGGAUCUCGACAGCGGGAGUCUGUUCUUCUGGAGAGUCCUCGGAGGUGGUGUCCAGUGUCGACCUUGUCGAGAGAGCUGCGCAGAGGUUCGCUGUGAAGAGGGUAAGAAGUGUGUUGUCAGACGGGGAAGACCGAGGUGUGUCUGCAGUCCAGAGUGCAAAUCACCACGUGGUGGAAGUGGUCCAGUCUGUGGUACCGACGGCAGAAGCUACCGUAGCCUCUGCAGGCUCAAGAAACACGCAUGCAAAAAAGGAAGCCACGAGCUCACUGUUGCCUACAACGGUUAUUGUCAAAGUUCGUGCGAGCGUGUACGGUGUGGCCAGGGUCGAAGCUGCCUGUUGGAUCAGAAUCUGAGUCCUCACUGCGUGAGGUGCGCUCGCAAGUGCCCUCAGGCCCCUCACCAGGUCGCGAGCGCACGACCUGUCUGCGGAGCCGACGGAAACACCUACAAGAGCGCCUGCCACCUGCGCCUCGCCGCCUGCAGAGCUGGUCGGGCCAUUCCCGUCGCCUAUAAGGGCCACUGCAAACCAAACGCAGAUUGCACAACAAUUCGCUGUCGCGAGGGGCAAACUUGUUUGACAGAGAUGAACUCGGGACGUCCGCGAUGUGUCACAUGUACCUACAGAUGUCCCCGGAAACGCGAGAGAAUUCGCGAACGAAAGCGCGACAGACACCGGGAAAAAGACUGGGCCCGUGAUUCACCCAAUAAUUCACAACUCUGUGCAACAAAUAAUAUCACAUAUCCAAGCUGGUGUCACAUCGUCAAGGAUGCAUGCGUCACAGGUUUCGUCCUGGAGACACGACACGCUGGACCAUGUGAUUACCACGAUGCAUCAUUUUACGGAGAGGAGAAUAACACAUCAACGUCAUACGGUGUUGAUCUCGCGGAUGAGAUAAAAAUCAGUGGUAGAAGUACAUCUCGCAAACUCCAGAUGCAUCAUCACUUGUACACGUAGCCUAGUUAAUCUCCAAGUGAAAUUUCUAGCGGAAAAUCCGAAUAAAAAAUUUGACUCGGAUGUACUCGACCGGUGAAUACAACGCGCAAUUGUUUCAUCCCAAUAAUUUCGAGUUUGAGUCAAAAUUUUUGAGGCCCUAGACGAUUAAAUAACCAAGAAAACGUAGUUAGCGCCAUUUUUUGAGUCACUUUAUUUAUUUUGACUUGUGGUGAACUCUUGGCGGAUCGGCCAAUCAUUUUAAAUCGACCAUUCGUGUAUUUGGUCGUUAGUAUUACACAAAGUAUUAAAAAUUUUUGCGAAUUCUGACUAGCACGGCGGUGAUAAAGAGCAUUAAUGUUUAUUUUAUUGCCGGGGCUUUUUAUUUUUUGUUUAAUUAAUUAGUUUUUUUUUUUCGAUCCUCCUCGUACCUUUAAUCAGCCGUGCGCCAGUAGUUGUACCAUCGUCGUACUUAAUUUAUUUCUAGGUUUUAAUUUACGAUGCGGAAUUUAAUGCGUCGCCAUUUUUUUUUUCGAAAAUUUAUCAUUUCAAUCUGUGAUUAGAGAAAAUUGCAAUGUUUAUGAUUGAUUCAAUCGUUAUAAUCUUGUAAAGUCAUUAAAUAUGUUUAAAUUAUUCGUUUAAUUAUCGAAAAUUCAUUGAAAGACUUUUCAAUUACUCGAGGCGCGACAAAAUAUUUCAACGACUUUAUCAUUUUUUUCGUCAAUUAUUAUCCGGAGUAUUAAAAAAUACGAUAUCCUCAAUUAUAUUCAACUGAAUCACCGGAAAUAAUUUUCCUCAUUGAUUAUUUAAUUGGAGUUUCAAUCUAAAUGAUUUUUUGCAAUAAAUAAAAUCCGGGAAUUGUCGAGUGCUUCAGAGCUGUCUCGAGUAAACGAAGAGAAUUGGAUAAAUAUAUGAUGUAUUUAAUAAAAAAAAAUGCUUACUUUAUGUCGCUUGCUUUAACUCGGAACGAGUGGGACGAAUGAACAAAUUGUUUUAUCAAUGUUUUUUUUUUGCAAUGAAUUUCGUCGCCAAAUGUUCAAAA